UACUACCGAUACGAAGGUUUUCGCCUCUACAAAGAACCGUUGUUCCAUAAACCACUCCCACAGAACACAGCCUCGUGCAACCUCCACGCGUCUCUUACAUCGACGCCGGCGAGCGGAACGACGACUGACUCACGCCGAAAACCACCCCAGACAACGAACCCGCAAGAAAAGCAAAAAGAUUAACCACUCUUGUAAUAGAUCAACUCCUUCUGUGGUCACUUUUCUUUGAGAAUAGUUCUUCUGCUAAGUGAAAUUCCUACUCCUAGGUUUCCACUUUCCUGAGUAGGUGCAAUUACUGACUUCAACAGUGUUAAAUUAUAAAACCCUGAAAGCGGGACACCAUUGUUUUUCAAACAUGAAAUUCAGGGCUUCGCACAGGCUCCCAUUAUUCCCUUACCAUACUCGCCACGGUUACCUCCAUAGCCAGCGUCGCUGCUUCAAUUCGUUCUUUCAAAAGUUCCGAACAACCACUCAACCGCGAGCUUCUAACAAUGGCAGAAGUGGCAGUUCGCAAGGUGAUUCUUUUCUGGUGCCUGGUGCAACCGUUGCUACCUUACUAAUGCUUGGUUUUCUCCAUGCGCGUCGGCUUUAUGAUGAUAAGAAGAUUGAAGAGGCACGAGAAAAAGGAAUUGAAUUCGAGUUCCAACCUGAUGUAAAAGCAACAUUUCUGAGAUUGCUACCCAUGCGCUCUAUCUCUAGAUAUUGGGGUUUCUUGACAGGCCUGGAACUUCCUAUCUGGCUGCGCCCUUACGCAUACAGGGCAUGGGCUCGGGCAUUCCAUUCAAAUUUAGAAGAAGCAGCUCUGCCCCUGGACGAAUAUGCUUCUUUGCGGCACUUCUUUGUCCGCACCUUGAAAGAAGGCUCGAGGCCUAUUGACUGUGAUCCACGAUGUCUGGUUAGUCCUGUGGAUGGUACCGUUUUAAGAUUUGGGGAGUUGAAAGGAGCAGGGGCUAUGAUUGAGCAAGUCAAAGGGUUCUCCUAUUCUGUUUCUUCUCUUCUUGGUACAAGCUCUUUCCUUCCCAUGAUAGUCGAAGAGGACAUGCAAGAAGAGUGUAGUGAACUGGAAAGUAAUUCUAAAAGGAAGAACAAGAAGUCAUGGUGGAGAUUUUCAUUGGUGUCUCCUAAAGCUUGGAAUCCUACGUCAGCAUGUCCAAUGAAAGGCCUUUUUUACUGUGUAAUUUACUUGAAGCCCGGAGACUAUCAUCGCAUACACUCUCCAGUUGAUUGGAGCAUCCUUGUCCGCCGGCAUUUUUCAGGUUGCCUAUUUCCUGUAAACGAGCGUGCUACAAGAACAAUCCAAAAUCUUUAUGUUGGGAACGAAAGGGUUGGUCACUCAAGCAAAUUGACAUUUAGAAUACGUUUCUUCAUGGUAUCUUGUCUGAAGAUGUAUAUAUGGCUCAACCAUCGGGCAUUGUUCAUCCAACCCAUCCUCACCACAUUUGCAAAUUGCACAAGGCAUUAUAUGGGCUAAAACAGGCCCCCUGUGCUUGGUUCUCUUGUCUCAGUGGACAACUACCCAAGCUUGCUUUUACUGGCUCCAAAGCUAACUCGCCUUUGUUCAUCUAUCACACAGCAUUUGUGACUAUGUAUUUGCUCAUCUACGUCAAUGAUAUUAUUAUUGCUUCUUCUGUUCCUACUGCAAUUGAUGAACUGUAACAGCUUCUGUGUGUUGAUUUUGCGGUUAAAAACUUGAGAAAUCUCCACUACUUCCUUGGGGUUGAAGUACUACCUGUGAAGUCUGGUCUCUUGUUCUCCCAACAAACCUAUAUUUGUGACUUGCUACACAAAACCAACAUGGUGGAGGCAAAGCCAAUCACAUCUCCCAUGUCCUCAUCUUCAGUUUUGUCUGCUUUCAUGGGUGACCCUAUGGAAGACCCAUCUCUAUACCGCAGCACAGUUGGCUCACUCUAAUACUUGUCCCUCAUUCGCCCAGAUUUGGCUUUUGCUGUAAACCGAGUUUGCCCAUUCAUGCACAGACCAACUAAAGUCCUUUGGCAAACUGUCAAGAGGAUCCUAUGGUACCUCAAGCACACAGUCUCUCACGGGUUGCUACUUCAUACAACUCCUUCAACCUCCUUCCAAGCCUUCUCCGAUGCAGAUUGGGCAGGCUGUCCUGAUGGAUGACACUCUACAUGAGCCUAUUGUGUCUUCCUUGGCUCAAACCUCAUUUCCUGGAGUUUUAGAAAACAACCCACAGUCUCACAUUAUUAGAGUACAAAUCUGUUACCAACACUGCAACUGAAUUACUUUGGAUCCAAUCUCUCCUGCGGGACCUUGGAAUUAAACUGUCUUCUCCACCAAAGCUUUGGUGUGAUAACAUUGGUGCCACAUAUCUGUCAAUAAAUCCCAUUUUCCAUGCACGUACCAAGCAUGUGGAAAUUGAUUUUCACUUCGUUCGGGAACUAGUUGCUGACAAAUCAUUGGAAAUUCUUUUCAUUCCAAGCUCAGAUCAACUGGCAGAUGUGCUUACCAAGUCGAGAGUCUCAAAAAGAUUUCAUCUCUUAUAUUUCAAGCUCAACGUCCGUUCUCCCCCGCUGAACUUGCGGGAGGGCAUUAAUGUACAUAUGACUCCUAGUUCUCAUCCACUUUGUAAUGAUCAAGCCAAGAACAAGAGUCCAAGUGAACCUCAUGAUAAGAAUCCAAGUGAUAAGGCAUGAGAAGAUAAGUAUAAGAAGAAGAGUUAUAGUUGUGCAUGUAUCAAUAAACAGAGUCCUAGCUAGAUGUGUUUUAGAGUUAAGAGUUAGAGUUAACUUGUAAACAACCUCAUCAUGUAAUCUCUAUAUUAUCAUUUUUUUUUUUUUGAUAAGUUGUAAUCUCUAUAUUAUCAUUACAAGCUCACUUAGAUGAGCAAGGGAGAAUACAAAUCAUUAACCUAAUAUUCAGACUUCUUAUAGUCUACAUCUUCCUUGCUGAAAACACCAACAGAUGUUUCCAAUCGGGACAUAAGUCAACGAAAUGUAGCUACCUCUUGCAUGCUUAGAAUACUCGCAUCAGCAGAAGUAGGAAUGGAAAAAUUCUUUUCUUCCAUAUAAGUAUGAUUGGCCUUGAGGCCUAGGUCCAUCUCCUGAACGACCCCCUCAACCUCUUGCAGGAUGGCCACGAAAUCUCCAACAAGUCUCCCGACAUCUUGAGCCUCGUGUGUGGAGAGUUGGAUUCUCACUAUGGGAGGUCACCUAACUCUCUAUCCCCUUUUUGUGAGUUUCUGAAGUCUGACUUGUUUCUAACAUCUUGAGUUCAAACAUCCUACCAAAUAGCUCCAAUACACAACACUUGGGCUCAAGUAAUAAAAGGAGAUACUUAAACUCAACCAUAAUACUCAAAUUCAACCAUCAAAAAAUAUUGAUCAAUCUGCAAUCAGCAUCUGCAGGUCUUUUUUUUUUUUUUUACAAAAUGACCUGCAGUUUAGGAUUAGUUGUUGGUGAAGAACUGAAUGACCAGUCGUUUUUGCAAGAACUGAAUGACAGCACAUAGAGAGAAUUUGAACAACAUGUCGUUUUUCAUCAUCAAUAAAAAUGACGUGUCGUUUUUCUUCUAGACACAGCCUCACCGCACCUCUACCGGAGAGUCAACGUCCGCCACCGGAGGAUACCAAUGAUCCUCAAAUCUUGAGGAAUACUCCCAAAAGCCAUUGAAUAAGUAAAAUUUCAAGGAGUGCUGCUGUUUGGAAAAUGGCGCCUAUUUGUAUCUUUUGGUGCUUAUGGUGGGAAAGAAAUAAUAGGAGUUUUGAAGACUUGGAAAGAUCCUCGGAUGAGAUCCUUUCUUUGCUCUAUCACUCUUUGUAUUGUUGGACUUCGGCUUAUGUCCAUCCUUUG
Alnus glutinosa is the source of this 3812-nucleotide messenger RNA. Its product is annotated as phosphatidylserine decarboxylase proenzyme 1, mitochondrial. The record is from RefSeq and is a predicted model, not a curated record. Gene Ontology annotation, biological process: phosphatidylethanolamine biosynthetic process. Lineage: Eukaryota; Viridiplantae; Streptophyta; Magnoliopsida; Fagales; Betulaceae. The transcript has 10 exons. Gene Ontology annotation, cellular component: mitochondrion. Gene Ontology annotation, molecular function: phosphatidylserine decarboxylase activity. Bases 356 to 1471 code for a protein of 371 amino acids.